Molecule: messenger RNA, 1229 nt
Organism: Colius striatus (speckled mousebird)
Lineage: Eukaryota; Metazoa; Chordata; Aves; Coliiformes; Coliidae
Gene: AIMP2
Product: aminoacyl tRNA synthetase complex interacting multifunctional protein 2
Exons: 5
Coding region: 41-1090 (349 amino acids)
Cellular component (GO): aminoacyl-tRNA synthetase multienzyme complex
Source: RefSeq, a predicted model, not a curated record
CCCCGCCGCGCCGCGCUGCUCUGUCCGGCCGGGCGCCGCCAUGCCCAUGUACAGCGUGCGGCCCUUCCACCGGGCCGCCGGGGAGGUGCUGGCGGAGCACAUGCCCACCUGCAUGUACAGCCUGCCCAACCUGCACCGCCGCCCCGCGCCCGCUGCCGCGCCGCUGCCGCCGCAGGGAGUCCUUGCUGUGUCCUCACCCAGGCUGGUGGUGGAGAUCCUGAGUAGAGGGAGACUUGGGGCAGAACUUCUUAGAAACCAUAGAAUGGAAGAGGUUGACCCAUCACUUCAAGCACUUGAAUCCCGCCAAGAAGAGAUUCUGAAACGCUUGUAUGAACUGAAGAGUGCCGUCGAUGGUCUCUCAAAGAUGAUACAUACCCCAGAUGCUGACUUUGAUGUAACUAAUAUCAUUCAAACUGAUGAAUGUUCUCCUUUGACAAAAAACAAAGCAGAUUUAGACUUGAUGCUUGGAAAGGAUUACGGUGCCCUGAAGGAUAUUGUAAUCAAUGCAAAUCCUUCCCAGCCUCCGCUGUCACUAUUAGUGCUGCACAGUCUGCUUUGUGAACACUACAAAGUAUUAUCAGCUGUUCACACACACUCAUCGGUGAAAGGCGUGCCUGAGAACCUCUUGAAAUGCUUCGGAGAGCAGACUACGAAACAGCCGCGUCACGAAUAUCAGUUGGGCUUUACUCUGAUCUGGAAAGAUGUUCCAAAACCCCAGAUGAAGUUUAGCAUUCAAACAAUGUGUCCUAUUGAAGGAGAGGGGAACAUUGCCAGGUUUCUCUUUUCCCUGUUUGGCCAGAAGUACAACGCAGUUACUUCAACUCUCAUCGACAGCUGGGUUGAUACAGCCAUCUUCCAGCUGAAAGAAGGGAGCAGUAAGGAAAAAGGAGCAGUCCUGCGCUCCAUGAAUGCAGCCCUGGGCAAGACCUCGUGGCUGGUGGGCAGUGAGCUCACCGUGGCAGACAUCGUUGCGUGGUGUGCGCUUCAGCAGACGGGCAGUGCCAAUGCAGCACCAGCCAACGUGCAGAAAUGGAUGAAGUCCUGUGAGAACUUGGCACCUUUCAGUUCUGUUAUGAAGCUACUAAAGUAAACCUGUGCUCUGCAUAAUGGUGUCAUUUUAAUCUUAUUCCACCCCACACCUGCUGUAGUGGUUUGAGCCCCUUCUCAGAUGUACUCAAGUGCAACAGUUGGACAGAACUCUAAAUCAAUAAAAACAUUACAGCUACUUU